UUGAGAUAUAAUGUUGUGCUAGCUAGCUCGGGUUAGCAAGCUCAGCAAGUUUGCUAGUACAGUUGUCCUGCCCGCUGGGCUGUCUAGAUGAGACUGCUGUUGCUGUCUUUGCUGCUGAUGGUGAUAAUGAUAACAAUAACGAUAACGAUGUUUAAAGAUAGACUCUGGUGAAAAAGCAGUAUAAUAUUCCCAGGACUUGGUUCGGCAGAGUAUUUUCAGCGCUUAAGGAAAGUUUCUCGUGCACAAAACAGGGACUUGGUGUAAAUAUCAUGUGAGCCGGCCGCUAAGUUUACUUACUGCAACGGCAAAUGAAAAGUAAAAGCUAAGUUAGCUGCACAUCGAGUUUCAUUUGACAUACUGGCGAAACGUCUAAAGGAUCAUAGAUAUUUUUAUAUGUAUGUAAAAUAUUAGAAGGCACAAGUCAGCAGUUCCAUUUGCUGUUAGUUGUUUUCAUAUUACUUUAGCUGUUGACCCCGUAACAUUCUUGGAAUUUACGCUUUUCUGGUUCAUUCUCAGACUAUAACUCAGUCAAAAUAUGACUUUCUUGAGGUUAAACUAAAACAUCAUUUUGAACUGGUUAGGCCACGCUAACUCCAGCCCUAAAACACAGACUGUAAAUGCUCUUAAGGAGAUCUAUAGUAGCAAUCGCAAUAAUUGCAUUGUGGAAUUAAAAUGUUGUAUUUCCUCCUAUGUCAAGUGACAGGAGAAAUUAGUGAAAGCUAGCAUUGUUUACGUUGUCAGAGUCUGCAGAGUUUUGUUGUUGUUGUUGUUUUUUGUUGUCUUUUUACUCGCCAGCAGCACCCUGUUAACAUCAAGUCUUAUCUUCAGCGAUUGUUUAGUAAUGCUUGUUUUGCAGUGAACUGUCAGUGUAAGUGUCUCUGCUUAUUACCAGUAUUUAUAAACGCUUCCCCUCAGCAUAGCUUAGCGUUAGCCGGGCAGCUAACUAAGCUGAUGACGAGGUAAAAAUGGCGGAUCUUUCGAAAUCCAACCCCGGCCUGAAAUAGUAACGCAGCCAACAAAACAGCUUGUCGCUUUUUUUCCUCGCUCUUUGCCCCAGUCAGGACCACUUCUGGGCAUUUUUAAAAUAAACGAGUGCAACUCAGCACAGUUUUCUUUUGAUGGCUUUCAUCUGGGGACGUGAAGAGAUUCAGCUCAGUCAGCUCUGCGUGUGAAUGUGGUAUGGAGUGGGUAGGGUUCAUAUGUGCGUUUCGGUGGAUUAAUGUUGAGUAGAGUGCAGCAGGACAAAGAUACGGCAGAGAUGAUCGUUGCGGCCUAGCAUCAGCUGUCUGCUUCAGUCAAAAUCAGCACAAGUCAAACGAUUAACAGAAAGCUGAGAGUUUGCAAGCAUGGAUGUAGUGUCACCAGAGCUCAACAGCCUCCUCCCUGAUGAGAUCAUGGAUACUGAGGAUAUAGAGGAUGUUCCUCACUCUCAACCUGGCACCACUGGAGUCCACUCAGAGCCCAGUGAUGAUGCAUCGGUCCCAAUGGAAACUGAUACACCCAUGGCUUCAGAGAACGUGAGCCUAUGUUCAGAUGCCGCUUUAACCGAACCCACUCAGGCUAUGACCACCUCCACGGCCACAGACUCCAUGCUUAGUGCCAGCCCCAGAAGUCCGCCUCCUGUCUCAAAUUCCAGCACAUCGUCUCCUCUUCUUACUAUCAAACCAGGCUUGGCUACUUCGACAGCCACAACCAAAACCACAGACAGUGUUACUGGAACUAGUGUGACUACAAGUGGAUUACAGAAGCUCACAACUCCAUUUACAAUCUCUCCUGCAAAUCGCCAGAUUAUUCUCAAUAAGGUGGCCUCUCAAGCCUCAGAAGCAGCAAAGUCUGCAGGUAAUCCACCUCAGGUCAUCAAGCAGGAUGGACAGAAACUUUUGGUUACAGCUAUAGGAAAAUCAGGGCAGCCUAUAGUGCUUCAGUUACCCCACACAGGCAGCAAGCCUGGUGUUUCACAGACUGCCGGGGACACCAAGUCUCAAGCUCCGCAGUUUAAAGUGGUGACUAUAGGUGGGAGGUCAGACCUGAAGCCAGUGGUGGGCAACCAGGUGACCACAUUACAGACCCAGCAGCUGAAGACUGUCCAGAUUGCCAAGAAGACACCAGCAUCCUCAGCUGCACCAAUCAAGUUUAUCAUCACAAAAACUGUUAACAGCAAAGGUAUAAGUCCCCAGACAUCAGUGCCUCCUGUGAUCACAGGACGGGUUCUGACCCAGAGUUCACCAGUGAUGCCCCCGAGGACCAUUACUCUCUCUGAGCCCCACAACACUAAUUUACAAAGUAUCCCUGGCAAAAAGAUUGCCAUUUCCCCUCUGAAGACUCCCAGCAAGGUGACUGUGGUGUCUGUGGCUUCCCCGACCUCCAGUGCUUCUCAGAAGUCUGUAGCACUGCCUGUGAAUGUAGCACUUGGCCAGCAGAUCCUUACAGUCCAGCAGUCAACAUCUGUAUCUCCAGUCAAGGUGGCCACUAGCCAAUCAACAACGCAGAACAUUAAACCUGUGGCUGUUGGAGGAGUGGGAGGUUCCCAGUUUAAAACGAUCAUACCCCUGGCCACCCAGCCCAACGUGCAGCAGAUCCAGGUGCCUGGCAGCAGGUUCCACUACGUUCGCCUCGUCACAGCAACGACAGCGAGCAGCACAGGACAGCCCAGUGGUCCCAGUACCAGCUCUAUACAGACAGCUAAACCCAUGGUGGUCAGUACAGCAGCAGUCAGGAUGUCUGUCCCAGUUGUCCCAGCACAGACCAUGAAACAGGUGGCACCUAAGCCCUUAACAUCAGGACCACAAGUAGUAACCACCACUCAGACUCAGCAACGUUUGAUCAUGCCUGCCACUCCACUCCCCCAAAUCCAGCCCAACUUCACCAACCUCCCUCCAGGCACCGUCCUGACACCAGCUCCAGGAGGAGGGAAUGUGGGUUACGCGGUUGUGCCAGCACAAUAUGUCACACAGAUCCAGCAGCCACCAUUUGUGACGCUUGCCAGCAGCUCUAGUUUUUCUGCAUCCACUGGUAUCCAGACUCAGGCCAGAUUGCCUCUUAAUGGUUUGUCAGCAGCAGAAACAACCUCAAGACCAAGAAAACCAUGUAACUGCACCAAGUCACAGUGCCUUAAACUCUACUGUGACUGUUUUGCAAAUGGAGAGUUCUGCAAUAACUGUAACUGCAAUAACUGCUUCAAUAACCUGGAACAUGAAACUGAACGUCUCAAAGCUAUAAAGACUUGUUUGGACCGAAAUCCAGAGGCCUUUAAACCUAAAAUUGGUAAAGGCAAGGAGGGAGAGUCGGACCGUCGACACAGCAAGGGCUGCAACUGCAAACGCUCAGGCUGCCUGAAGAACUACUGCGAGUGCUACGAGGCGAAGAUCAUGUGUUCGUCCAUUUGUAAAUGCAUCGGCUGCAAAAAUUUUGAGGAGAGCCCGGAGAGGAAGACGCUAAUGCAUUUGGCAGAUGCAGCAGAAGUGAGAGUUCAGCAACAAACGGCAGCCAAGACCAAACUAUCCUCACAGAUCUCAGAUUUGCUCAUGCGGACGACGCCUGUGAUUUCAAGUGGAAGUGGCAGGCUCCCAUAUACGUUUGUAACAAAGGAAGUGCUUGAAGCAACGUGCGAGUGUCUGCUGGAGCAGGCCAAAAAAGCAGAACAGACUCACCAGCCUCAAGUCGAGGCAGAGAGGAUGAUUCUGGAGGAGUUUGGACACUGCCUCAUGAGGAUAAUCAGCUCGGCAGGGAAAGCCAAAUCAGACUGUGCCUCCAUCAACUGCUAGGCCGAGGCCUGUAAAGGCUCUCCACCCUCUAACCCUCCUACCAGCUGUGGAGGCUAAGAGCAUGGAUUACUUUUUGCACUCUGUCCUAGACCCCCAGGGUUUCUGGCCUGCAGGGGAACAGGUUGUCUCCUUCAUCAAAAGGCAGAACAAUGAACUGAAGGCAGGCAGAUCCCACCCCACCCUCCCACCCCCCGCCUUAGCCAAGCUGAGGCCAGCUGGAAUAAUAAAAAACAUGGAGCAGUUGUUUGCACUGUUCACCUAUGCUAACAGAAGGAGAAAUGGACUGGCUUUGAAGAUGUUACCAUACUUGUCCACCUGAGUGUGAUGCACACAAAUGACUGAACAGGAAUACAAAUGUUCUUUCACUUGAUUUUCUUUCGUUUUUUUUCCCCCAUUUUUUUUUAUUUUUUUUUUUACAAAUUUCCCUUCCAAACCUCUAUCAAAUGUUUCCUUCACAUUUGCUGUUUUUCUUUGAGGUUUGUUUUGAGGUUUAAAAAAAUGCCUGUAAUUUUAUGUAAUCCGUAUAUUUGUGCUUUCAGUAGACAAAAAAAGAAUAUGUAUCUUUUGAUAUUUAUUUUCACAGGUAUUUGUAAUCAUUGUCAGCGCUAAUAUUGUGUGGCUUAAAAUGCUACAACAUGUUAAUUAUUAACCAAGGCUAGGCUAAAUUGUUUUAAUGAGAAAUAAGUAGAUGCAAUCUUUGGUUUUAUCCUAAAUCCAAGUGUAAGAUGAAUGCAUACACACACACAGAGUACAGAAUAGUUGUAACUUGGUUACACUGACAGAGGUUCACAUUUCUCCUGGUGCUGUUUUGUUUUCUUAGUUACAUGCUUACUGUACAUUAAAAACCAAUUACACCCACGUGA
Messenger RNA from Oreochromis aureus, 4627 nucleotides. It is a transcript of the gene lin54, whose product is annotated as lin-54 DREAM MuvB core complex component. Lineage: Eukaryota; Metazoa; Chordata; Actinopteri; Cichliformes; Cichlidae. The transcript is spliced from 14 exons. Gene Ontology annotation, biological process: regulation of DNA-templated transcription. Bases 1347 to 3764 code for a protein of 805 amino acids. The record is from RefSeq and is a predicted model, not a curated record. Gene Ontology annotation, cellular component: nucleus.